AUGAAGAAGGAAGACACCUAGAGCAAGAUGGAUGUAGGCAGCAAAGAGGUCUUGAUGGAGAGCCCACCGGAUUACUCAGCAGCCCCCCGGGGCCGGUUUGGCAUUCCUUGUUGCCCUGUGAACCUCAAGCGCCUUCUCAUCAUUGUUGUGGUUGUGGUCCUUGUUGUUGUGGUGAUUGUAGGGGCCCUGCUUAUGGGUCUUCACAUGAGCCAGAAACAUACUGAGAUGGUCCUAGAGAUGAGCAUGAUGGGGCCGGAAGCCCAGCAACGCCUGACCCUGAGUGAACAUGCUGGUACAACUGCUACCUUCUCCAUUGGCUCCACUGGCAUUGUAGCAUAUGACUACCAGAGGCUCCUGAUUGCUUACAAGUCAGCCCCUGGAACCUGUUGCUACAUCAUGAAGAUGACUCCAGAGGGCAUCCCCAGUCUUGAGGCUCUCAUUAGAAAAUUCCAGAACUACCAGGCCAAGUCUGCAGUGCCUACUUCUAAGCUGGGCCAUGAGGAAAGGCACAAUGCAGGAGACGUGGCCUUCCUGGGCACCACUGUGAGCAUCCUAUGUGGCGAGGUGCCCCUCUACUACAUCUAA
Molecule: messenger RNA, 585 nt
Organism: Chrysochloris asiatica (Cape golden mole)
Lineage: Eukaryota; Metazoa; Chordata; Mammalia; Afrosoricida; Chrysochloridae
Gene: SFTPC
Product: surfactant protein C
Exons: 5
Biological process (GO): respiratory gaseous exchange by respiratory system
Cellular component (GO): extracellular region; alveolar lamellar body
Source: RefSeq, a predicted model, not a curated record